This is a messenger RNA of Aricia agestis (brown argus), 437 nucleotides long. RefSeq names its product NEDD8 (gene Nedd8). The record is from RefSeq and is a predicted model, not a curated record. Lineage: Eukaryota; Metazoa; Arthropoda; Insecta; Lepidoptera; Lycaenidae. Gene Ontology annotation, cellular component: nucleus; cytoplasm. The transcript is spliced from 3 exons. Gene Ontology annotation, molecular function: ubiquitin protein ligase binding; protein tag activity. Gene Ontology annotation, biological process: modification-dependent protein catabolic process; regulation of proteolysis; protein neddylation. The coding region runs from base 136 to 369 and encodes 77 amino acids.
AAAAAAGAAGAAGAAGAAGAUUCGAACAAUUUUACUGAAUUAUACGCUAUCAUCAAAAUAGAAACCGCUUACUUAUUUUUCAAGUUAAUACAAAACCUAUAUUCUUUUAUUUACUACGUAGAUUAAAGUUUCAAAAUGUUGAUAAAAGUUAAGACUUUAACGGGCAAGGAAAUCGAAAUAGAUAUAGAGCCUACUGACAAAGUCGAACGUAUAAAAGAAAGGGUUGAAGAAAAAGAAGGCAUUCCACCACAACAACAGCGGUUAAUCUUUUCCGGAAAACAAAUGAAUGAUGAAAAGACAGCUCAAGACUACAAAGUACAAGGUGGCUCCGUACUUCAUCUGGUGUUAGCCUUGAGAGGUGGCGAGUGAUCUUUGUGAUUUAAUUAUCUCAUAUUUUGUAAUAUUAUUUUUCAUUAUGUAUAAAUUAUAAUCUUAAA